AUGGCACGAACGACCAGGGCGCCUGUGCCCCUCAAGCCGAUUCCACUGAAAACGAUCCACACGUACCCCAGCAAGAAUGGCACGGCGUCCAUCAACAUCUUUUCCUACCCGCAGCGUGUGCCCACCUUCAUGGGUGGCAGCUACGAGCGAGACUGGGGCUCGUUGGCAGGAAGCGUCGACAUCAAGAUCCACGAAGCGUCUGGCGACCGCGUCUCUGCAAUCAAACUCACGCUUACAGCUAUACAAGUAAUCACGGUCCCAAAGGCAGCCUCGGUCGAUGCACCUUCUGCACUCGAUCGUAUGGCCAUCGACACAGAAGAGACCAAGACCAAACAAGUGACGCUUCUCGAGCUUGAACAGAUCCUGUUCGAGCCGCUCAAGUCCGAUGUGGAUCGAGAUGCCAAUCUCUUGCCUCAAGGCAAACACGUUUACCCUUUCAGCAUCAACCUCCCGCUCCUGGGCAACAAGGACAAGAAGAAUCCGCCCCUCCUGCCUCCCUCGUGCGUCAUCGAGCCUCUGCUGCAGGGUCCCACCGAUGCCAAGCUGCGUCAAGCCCAGGCUUCCACCGGCCUUUUCGGCAGAAGUAAAGCCAACGAGAAAGGACAGCUUCGCCCAGCCUGGGCUACGGUCAAGUAUCAGCUCAAGCUAACCGUUCAGAGGCCAGGUAUGCUGAAGCGCAACGUGCGCAGCUACGCUCCCUUUGUCUACCUGCCUCCGCCGCCGUCCGCAGCAUCCUCCCUCUUGCUGCAAAGGCGGGCGCUGGGAGCACAAAUGGCGGCCAUCGUUAUCGAACGUCAAGGCGAUGGGUGUCAGCCUAUGGAGACGCCGCAAGACUGGCGUCAGCGUCUCCUCCCCUUCCUCUUGUCUCCCAAUGGCCAACAGAAGCUCGAGCCUGAAAAGAAGACUGGCUUUCUAUCACACUUGUUCGGAGGCACCAAAAAGCCAGAAAUGAUCAACUGGCACGAAGCAUGGACCUUUUCCAUGCCCAUGAGCGGUCGUUCGUCGUUUCCGCUUCGUUCUGCGAUCCCCUUCAUCGUUCGUUGCACCACCAAUAAACCCAUCGACCUCAGCAUGUCUUCGCCACUUGCCUUCAAACUCUAUCGUAGGGUGCGACUAUUGACAGGCAAGAAGCAGAAGGCGGUGGCGAUGCAGCAAGAGCCGGUGGCCGAGGCGGUGCUUCGCUACGCAGUCGAGUCCCGCGGAGUACAUCGCAUCAACGGCGUCAUCCCCUUACCGCCUAAUUGCGUUCCAUCUUUUGACCUUCCUAGCCUCUCGCUCGACUAUUUCGUUGCCGUGGUACGCCUGCUCGACGGCAGCGUUUUGCACAAGGAAGCCGUCAACCUCGCCUGCCCACCGCCUGUCGAGCCGAAAACGGCUUACGGUCCGUAUCCUUCUGGACUGGCUUGGCGAAGUGCUAGAGAAGCGGCUCUCAGUCCGCCUGAAUCACCAUCGUCGCCGGAAGAGUCGCCUCCUCUUGCGCCGCACGCGUCGAGUUCCCCGACGGCACUCGCAGUGCCUUCGCCCUCCUCACGGCAACGACCGAGCUUCAGCAGCAUCGCCAGCACCAGCUCAAGCAGCGCUCAUGCAAACAGUCGACGAACAUCGGUGACUCCGUCUUUCAGGUCGUACCGCACUGGUUCUACAGACUCCACACACUACGCCUCUGCAGCAAGCUCGGUCAAUCAUGCCAAUGCAGGCAAUACUGCUGCAGCGGCCGCUGUAGCUGCUCUCGCCUCUGGCCCUACAUCAGCGCCGAUGGGCUUGGCAGGCAUGGCCAAUCCACCGCCAGCCUCUUCCGCAGGCGCUUCUGGCUUGGCGGCGCAUGCUCCGUACUCCAGCAACCUCGAUCCGGUUCGAGAGCAAAGCAGAGCGUUCUCUGUGCGAGAUGCCCCAAGCUCUCCCAUCCCACAAGCUGCUCCCACCAACACUGCGAUUGUUGUGCACGAUGCGAGCGACACAGCAUCGAUUGCUAGCAGCACUCGCAGACGGCACCAAUACUCGUCCAGAGGCGCGACUCCCAUCCCUCCGUCUGGAUCCACUCGAUCUUCUGUGGAUCACGAGGUUCGACCCGAUGCUAGUCGUUACGUACACGUGCAUGAAAAGGUUCCACCUACCGAAUCAAUGGCUUCGCUCUCCAUGUCAAGAUCGGUCAGCAUGGAGGGUAGCAACAGCCGACGCGGACUAUUCGCCGCCAAUGCCGAAGACCUGCCGAGCAUCCCUGCCCAAGCAUCUUCUUCAGCGCGCGAACAAGCAAACGCGCUCGUAGGUGCAUCGUCUUCCAGACCGCGGCGAGAUGGACGCGCUGAUAGAGAGCGGCGUACCAGCUCGCGCAGUCGAGCAGAAGUGCAGCCCAGCACCUCAAGCACCAAGGAUCGUCGCCGCAACGCUGGUACUCGGCCAUUGCCUGCGACGCCCGCCGAUCCACCCUCAUCACGUUCCCAGGCACAGGCACAACCACCACCGCCACCUGCACCGACCGUUGCCGAUCCAGUACCACAACAACCAGUCCUGCUCGAUCCAGCUGCCGUGCUCACCAAUGAGGACCUGAUGUACGGCGAAGACAUGGAACUUGACCUACCGCCCAGCUACUUUGAAGCCGUCCACGGCGCCGAAGAAGAGGACGAGGACGGCUGA
This is a messenger RNA of Pseudozyma hubeiensis SY62, 2634 nucleotides long. RefSeq lists its product as hypothetical. NCBI's taxonomy places the organism in Eukaryota, Fungi, Basidiomycota, Ustilaginomycetes, Ustilaginales, Ustilaginaceae. The record is from RefSeq and is a predicted model, not a curated record. The transcript has a single exon. The coding region runs from base 1 to 2634 and encodes 877 amino acids.